CGACGAUCGAUGUCAUGUUCCCUGUUGUAUUGGUAUUCUCAUCGAAACCUUGUGUCUUAUCAGUAUGCACAAUCUUGCUGGUUCCGAAGAUAUUCCAGACUCCAAUCAGCGCUUAUAUGAUUCUUUCCACAACGCUACAACAAAUUGAUCGUAUACAUAUUUCGAACACGGAUACUGGGACUUGUCAUGCGGCUCUCCCUUUAUCUCGCAGUUGUCAGAAGUACCAUGGCGGGGUGGCUCGCAAUGAUGAGAACUAUCAUUCACCAUCCCACU
Suillus subaureus is the source of this 273-nucleotide messenger RNA. RefSeq lists its product as uncharacterized. The transcript is spliced from 3 exons. The annotation marks the transcript as partial. The record is from RefSeq and is a predicted model, not a curated record. NCBI's taxonomy places the organism in Eukaryota, Fungi, Basidiomycota, Agaricomycetes, Boletales, Suillaceae.